Impatiens glandulifera is the source of this 1455-nucleotide messenger RNA. RefSeq lists its product as uncharacterized. The transcript is spliced from 4 exons. Lineage: Eukaryota; Viridiplantae; Streptophyta; Magnoliopsida; Ericales; Balsaminaceae. The record is from RefSeq and is a predicted model, not a curated record. Gene Ontology annotation, molecular function: protein dimerization activity; DNA binding. Bases 1 to 1455 code for a protein of 484 amino acids.
AUGUCAUUAUCGGGUUAUGUUGCUCAUAAGUUAAGUAAGAAUAAACCGGGAAAUAGAUCUGAUAUUGGUUGGGAGUAUGGAAUUGAUGUUGAUAGCAAUUCUAAGAAAGUUAAAUGCAAAUUUUGCUCUAAAAUAUUCUCGGGUGGAAUAUAUCGUUUCAAACAUCAUUUAGCUUGUACACACAAAGAUGCUGAGCCUUGUAUUAGUGUUCCUGAUGAUGUGAAAUUAAAGAAAGAUUUAAGGGAAGAUGCUUGUCAAAUGAUCUCUCGUUUUCUCUAUACUAGUGCCAUUCCUUUCAAUGUUGUGAAAAAUCCUUAUUUUGAAAAAGCGCUUGAGAUGGUUACUAGACAUGGUCCAGGAUUUAAGCCACCUACUUAUCAUGAAGUACGAGUGAAAUAUCUAAAGAAAGAGGUGGAACUAACACACGAGUUGUUAAGAGAUUUUAAGAUAGAAUGGAGAAAAACAGGUUGCUCAAUUAUGUCGGAUGGUUGGACUGAUAAGAAAAGACGUUCUAUAUGCAAUUUUUUGGUUAACAGUCCUAAAGGAACGGUUUUUUUAACUUCCAUUGACACUUCUGACAUUUCUAAGACAGCGGAUAAGAUAUUUCAAAUGUUAGAUGCAAUUGUAGAAGAAGUUGGAGAAGAGAAUGUUGUUCAAAUAGUUAGUGACAAUGCUGCUAAUUACAAAUUAGCUGGUGAGUUGUUGAUGGAAAAAAGAAAAAGGUUAUAUUGGACUCCUUGUGCUGCCCAUUGUAUUGAUCUCAUGUUAGAAGAUUUUGAGAAAAAAAUACAUGUUCAUACCUUGACAAUUCAGAGUGCCAAAAGCAUAACAAGUUCAAGAAAUUGGAAAUCAAGUUCAUUCUCGAGUACGGUUGAUGCAAAGAAAAUUGAGGCAAUGGUUAUUGGUAGUCGAUUAUGGUCAAAUAUAAUUACAUGUCUCAAAGCUGCGAGACCUCUAAUUAAAGUACUUAGAAUGGUGGAUUCAGAUGUUAAGCCUGCCAUGGGUUUUAUUUAUGAACAAAUGGAUGAAACUAAAGAAAAGAUUAGAGUCAACUUCAACAAUAUAAAGAGAAAUUAUGAACUUAUUUGGAAGAUCAUUGAUGAACGAUGGGCAAUUCAACUCCACAAACCCUUACAUGCUGCUGGUUAUUAUCUAAAUCCUCAAUAUCAUUAUAGUUGUGAUUUUAAAUCUAAUUUUCAGAUUAAAAAGGGUUUAUAUAGUUGUAUUGAAAGGAUGAUAACAGAUGAAAAUAUGAUAAGUAAGAUAGAUAGCCAGCUUGAAUCAUUUAAAAAUGCAAGAGGAUUAUUUGGUUCUAAAUUUGCAAAAAUGGCAAUAAGCACAAAGUCUCCAGCUGAAUGGUGGGAUUCUUAUGGUGAUGAAUGUCCAGAGCUACAAAUGUUUGCUAUUAGAAUACUUAGUCUUACUUGCAGUUCAUCUGGAUGUGAACGGAAUUGA